Messenger RNA from Nematolebias whitei (Rio pearlfish), 1526 nucleotides. RefSeq names its product LIM homeobox 4 (gene lhx4). Bases 28 to 1197 code for a protein of 389 amino acids. The record is from RefSeq and is a predicted model, not a curated record. Gene Ontology annotation, cellular component: nucleus. Gene Ontology annotation, biological process: regulation of transcription by RNA polymerase II; neuron differentiation. The transcript has 6 exons. NCBI's taxonomy places the organism in Eukaryota, Metazoa, Chordata, Actinopteri, Cyprinodontiformes, Rivulidae. Gene Ontology annotation, molecular function: RNA polymerase II transcription regulatory region sequence-specific DNA binding; DNA-binding transcription factor activity, RNA polymerase II-specific.
GGUGUAUGUGCGUGCGUUUGGAUCACGAUGAUGCAAAGUGCGGCGGUCCUACCGACAGAGAGUCCUGUGAAGAGUUUACCGGAGAUUCUCGGAGUGCCACUGCAACAGAUCCCUCAGUGUGCGGGCUGCAGUCAGCACAUCCUGGAUAAAUUCAUCCUGAAGGUGCUGGACAGACACUGGCACUCCAAGUGCCUGAAAUGCGCGGACUGCCACACACCGCUGGCCGACAAAUGCUUCUCCCGGGCGGGCAGCGUCUACUGCAAGGAGGACUUCUUCAAGCGAUUUGGAACAAAGUGUGCGUCAUGCCAACAGGGCAUCCCUCCAACGCAGGUGGUGCGAAAGGCCCAGGACUUUGUGUACCACCUGCACUGCUUCGCCUGCAUCAUGUGCAGCCGACAGCUGGCCACCGGGGAUGAGUUCUACCUCAUGGAGGACGGGAGGCUGGUGUGCAAGGUGGAUUACGAGACCGCCAAACAAAAUGAUGACUCAGAGGCUGGGACCAAGCGACCGAGGACCACCAUCACCGCCAAGCAGCUGGAGACCCUCAAAAGUGCCUACAAGAACUCGCCAAAGCCGGCACGCCACGUCCGAGAGCAGCUGUCCUCAGAGACAGGGCUGGACAUGAGAGUUGUGCAGGUUUGGUUCCAGAACCGGCGGGCGAAGGAGAAGCGUCUGAAGAAAGAUGCAGGCCGUCACCGCUGGACCCAGUUUUAUAAAAGUGUCAAGCGCAGCCGAGGAGGAACCAAAGUGGAGAAGGAGAGCUCAGCUGACGACGCAGGACUCAGUGACAGUGAACUGAGCUUCAGAGAUGACCAAGUCCUGUCAGAUCUGAGCCACGCCAACGGCCUUUAUGGAAGCGUGGGUGACGUGACCGGCGGCGCGGUGCUGAACGGCAGCUUCUCGGUCGACGCAGCAGGACAAUCCUACCAUGACAUCAGAGCAGGAAGUCCUUACGGCCUCCCCCAGUCACCUUCGUCCAUCACCUCCCUGCCCGGCCACACGCCUCUCCUCAACAACCUGGGCUUUACAAUGGACAGUCUGGUGGCACAGGGGGGUGCAGGCGGUGUGGGACAGGCUCUGAGGGCCAUGGCAGGGGGCCCCACCUCAGAUCUAUCCACAGGCAGCAGUACAGGAUACCCUGACUUCCCCACCAGUCCAGCGUCGUGGUUGGACGAGAUGGACCAUUCCCAGUUUUGAACCAUCAUCUUACAUGAAAUGGACCUAAAUGAUUCUUUCGUUUCAUUUUAAUUUAUUUGAAACACCUUUCAAGACUGGUAUGCUUUGAAAACUUUUGGUGAAAGAAAAAUGAGGAAGCAGAGGAGUUGGGACACAAACAGUAAAGAACAUGCUCUUUAUUUACAUUAUUGUCGAUUUUUUUAUUUUUAUUUUUAUGCUUCACUCUAUAAAAGUGAGACUGAAUGGGUGGAUCAUAACACUGUGCAAUCCCCAGAAGAAAACGCACCCUCCCCAACUACAAGAUCAAGGCUGCAGUCUAGAUCAAAGUUCCUCGUUCGAUCCAGAAGGCG